ACUUCAUUCUUUUGGGUUGUUCUCAGAAACCAAACCAAACAUCCAAAAAUGAAAGUGGUCGGUUUGCUGAGUGGCGGGAAGGACAGCUGCUUCAACAUGAUGCACUGUGUAGCGAUGGGCCAUGAACUGGUUGCCCUCGCCAACCUCAUGCCUGCCGCCAGUGCUCCAGACGAGCUCGAUAGCUUCAUGUACCAGACGGUGGGCCACGAGGCAGUCGAUGCGAUUGCACGCGCGCUCGAACUCCCGCUCGUCCGACGGGCCAUUCUGGGCACAUCGCUCCACACAGAGCUCGCUUACGACCCUUCUGUCACUGCGGCUGCUGCGGGCGCUCCAUCGACCGUCGGCGGCGGCCCGGACGAGGUCGAGGACUUGUUCGCCUUGCUCCAGCAAGUCAAGGAACUGCAUCCCGAAGUCGAGGCUGUCUCGGUUGGUGCGAUCGCGUCGGAUUAUCAGCGACUUCGUGUGGAGCAUGUCUGCAAGCGACUUGGUUUAACGUCACUUGCAUUCAUGUGGAGGAGACCUCAGGCAGACCUCAUGCGUGAGAUGAUUGAUGCCGGCUUGGAGGCCAUUUUGAUCAAAGUCGCGGCUGUCGGUCUUGAGCCCAGGAAACAUCUCGGCAAAACGCUCGGCCAAGUCCAUAGUCACUUGCAGCGCAUGAAUGAAAUGUACGGGCUUCAUAUUUGCGGUGAAGGCGGCGAAUACGAGUCGUUCACGGUCGAUUGCCCACUCUUCCGUCACCGCAUCGUUGUAGAUGAGACGGAGAUCGUCGUCCACAGCCACGACCCGAUUGCACCUGUGGCGUACCUGCGCAUUAAGAAGCUGCAUUUGGAGCCCAAGGACAAUAUUCCUUCUCAGCGCGAUUGGGCGCUGGAUGCAGAGAGGCUUCGUGCUGUCAUUUCCACCUCCAAUCCGUUCCAAAUGGUCGAAUCAUAUGAAACUCUUCAGCAACACCUCACUUUGUGUGAAGACGCGCCGCUCGCAGCCUCGACUUCGGAGCCCGUGAUUAAUGCCAGCCAAUCGGAGCAUUAUGCACCGUCUCACCUUCAGCAGGCACACGGCCAUGUGUGGGUUGGCUUGAUCACCCCGGACAUCUCGGUGGCAUCGUCCGUUGACGAUCAGAUUGUUUCUCUCUUUGAACAGCUCGUUGAUCGUCUUCGGUCCAUUGGAACAUCUCUCGCUCAUGUGUCGGUGAUGCACUUGCAUGUCGCGGACCUCGCCAACUUUGGUCGCGUCAACGCCGUGUAUGGGCGAUACUUUGAUGUCAGUCCUGCUUCUCGCAUCUGCAUCCAAGUGCGGCUGCCACCAGGAAUUCACGCGCAACUCGAUUGCGUCGCGUCCGUACCCAACCCGACAUUUGCGGUUCCUGCAGAUCUUUCCGAUUCAGAGGCAGACUCUGAUGGUGAGGAUGAAACACCGACUCGGCGGAAACAAGCACGUCGGGAGCUUUGCGAGGCUGCGUCAAAGCUCGUCCGAUCUCGCCGCGUAAUGCACGUCCAAGGCAUGUCACACUGGGCUCCUGCCAACAUUGGUCCCUAUAGUCAAAGUGUUCAGGUUGGCAAUCUCAACUUUGUUGCUGGCCAAAUCCCGCUCGUCCCUGGCACCAUGACACUGUUGCGCUCGUCCGAGUCUCCACUUGCCAAGUACGCUGAGCAGACGUGGCUGGCCCUGGGUCAUCUUCAUCAAGUCUUGAGCGCCACCUCGUGCGACCUAGCGCGUGUGCCAUUCUUGAUCUGCUACGUGCUUGACAUUCAGUAUGGCCUUCUCGCCUCUCAACUAUUCCAAGCCUUUGUUCGGCAGCACUGUCAGGCGGACGAAACGGCAACGCCGCCGUUGACGUUGCUAGCCCAAGUCCCCGCAUUACCUCGAGCUGCGAGUGUUGAACUGGAAACGGUGGCAGUCAUUGCUGCAACUCGAUGGACAAAAUCCAAGCAGUCAGUCCAACAUGAAAACUUGACCGCGUCAUUGGAAAUUUGCAGCAACGUGCCACUUGGAUGGUUGUUUGUUGUCUUGACCAUCGAGCACGAUGCCGAGACAACCGUUGAUGUUGAGCAUGUCGCCCUACUCACUGCCAAGUGCUGGACCGCGGUCUCUCGCAAUGCGCCGCAUGCUCGGCUCUCGUUGUUCCGCGAGCGCGCUGAUUUGACGCCGACCUGUGCACAAGCUGUCAGCUUGCGAGUGUUCCAUUCCUUGGGUCCGAAAACAAGCCCCCAGAUUUCUGAAAGCUUAACGCGGGCGCUCGCGACAGAGAAAAGCACACCGGCCAUUGCUGUGCUGGCUUGCGACCGAGUUGGAUCGCCCUCAUCCCAUGCCGUUCUGACCGGUCUAUUGGUUGUGGCAGUGUAACUAUCUGUUGAGCUUGACGCUUUGAUAGUGACCCUGAUUUCUUGUGCAUCGACGACAAAGCAAGCGGAACUCUCUGUCCCUCCUGUUCCCCAUGGGCUCCCUUGCCACUUUAAUCAUAGAAUAAUACUCGAUUUGACAAG
This is a messenger RNA of Capsaspora owczarzaki ATCC 30864, 2483 nucleotides long. Its product is annotated as ATP-binding domain-containing protein 4. NCBI's taxonomy places the organism in Eukaryota, Filasterea, Ministeriida, Capsasporidae. The coding region runs from base 49 to 2343 and encodes 764 amino acids. The record is from RefSeq and is a predicted model, not a curated record. Gene Ontology annotation, molecular function: diphthine-ammonia ligase activity. Gene Ontology annotation, biological process: protein histidyl modification to diphthamide. The transcript has 15 exons.